Molecule: messenger RNA, 435 nt
Organism: Iphiclides podalirius (scarce swallowtail)
Lineage: Eukaryota; Metazoa; Arthropoda; Insecta; Lepidoptera; Papilionidae
Source: the annotation of a GenBank genome assembly
AUGAUAUAUCGUCAAAAACCUGUGUACAUUUUCGUAUUUUUUUGGGUAUGUAUCCUACAUCAACUUAAACUAUGUGACGGUGUAAUCUACACAUAUGAGGAUGUGGAGUUGAGACGCAUUUUCCCAACUGAGUUCCCUUUUGACACGGUAAGACGAAGCGGUUCGCCAUUUGCCGAGCACUUGGGUCGCUAUAUGGAGCUUAAAAGCUACUUCAGGCAUCCUAAGGACAAAUUAAACAGCCAUUUUGAAGAAAUGAUUUGCUACGAUGAAAAUGACAAAAAGGUAUGCCGUGUGGACGUAAAUCGGUAUUUGCCCGAAGAAAACAGCUAUUACUCAUCACCAACAGCUGAGAGUCACGUUGACCGUCGGAGAGUGUAUUGCUUCAUGUUGUUAUGCUUCACGGAGGAUGAACUAGACAGAGUCGCGGCUUCGUUU